AGUUCUGUCGUGUUUUCAUUGUUCAUUGUUGUUAUUCGAUUCAAAACACACCUCUUUGUUUAUUUCUGGCUUAAGAGCACAUUUUUGACCAGAUAUAAUAAGUUGCAAGCGAUUUGUUGGCUGGAAAAUGGAACCCUGUGAAUUGGAAUUUAUUGGCGAGAACGAGACAAUUGGUAUUAUACCGAAUUUCACACAAGACAAUGCCAUCCACUUGAUAUCGGGAUCGAUUGGUCCGUUUCGUGCUGGUAUGCCGGUUCAUGUACCAUUGUGGUUGGCAAUCCACUUGCGAAAACAGCAAAAGUGCCGUCUCGUGCCGCCGGUUUGGAUGGAUAAGGACAUCUUGGAGGAGAUCAAAGAAGCUGAAAAGCGAAUGAAAAUAUUCACAAAAAUGCCCAGUGAACACUACAUGAUUGAGGCGCAGUUGAUUCUGAAGUGUGCAGCCGAGGAUGUGGCCCAUUCGGAGGAGAUUCGAACGGCAAUCAAAGACAUCAUUGAUAUUCGAGCGGCCAAAUUACGAACUUCAAUGGAUGACUUCAUGAAAGGCGAUGGAACAUACGCGAAAUUGGACAAUUUGACGGUGUUUGAGAUACAUUCAGUGCGGCCACUGCUACCAUAUUCAUUGGAUCUAAUCGAUCGUCUCAGUCAUAAGGUCGAUGAACGCAAUAGCCAUCAAUCGUCUCACUUCAAUUCCACGGUCAAUUUCUCAUUCAAUUCUCACUCGAAUGUUCAAUAAAGAGUCAUUUCUAUUUAUUAGAUACUUUGUAUAAUUUUAAGAGCCCAAAA
Messenger RNA from Sitodiplosis mosellana (orange wheat blossom midge), 783 nucleotides. It is a transcript of the gene Psf2, whose product is annotated as probable DNA replication complex GINS protein PSF2. Gene Ontology annotation, biological process: double-strand break repair via break-induced replication; DNA replication. Lineage: Eukaryota; Metazoa; Arthropoda; Insecta; Diptera; Cecidomyiidae. The record is from RefSeq and is a predicted model, not a curated record. Gene Ontology annotation, cellular component: nucleus; GINS complex. Bases 128 to 733 code for a protein of 201 amino acids. The transcript is spliced from 3 exons.